This is a messenger RNA of Drosophila mojavensis, 1361 nucleotides long. RefSeq lists its product as uncharacterized. The transcript is spliced from 3 exons. The record is from RefSeq and is a predicted model, not a curated record. Bases 240 to 1235 code for a protein of 331 amino acids. Lineage: Eukaryota; Metazoa; Arthropoda; Insecta; Diptera; Drosophilidae.
GUAGGCAGGAAUCUCAAUUCCGGUGCAUGCCGCUCGAUGCAUACAGCAUGCAGCAUGAGCAUUAGCUGUGGCUGUGCCUCGGUGCCACUGUUGCAGCUCGUUAGCCGGCAUGCGGUUGAUGCUUUGUGAUAAAAGGAGUACCCGGUCGCCUUCAGUUUCCAUUUGUGUUUCACUCGUCCAGCCGUGCGGUGGUCUUUCGCAGUGCGCUAAAAUCAAAGACUCGCAACUAUCCAAGCAACAUGUCGCUCUCCCGCUGGAGCAUAGCUGCCUAUGUGGCAUUGGUGCUGUUGCUGCUCUUGCAUUUCGGCAGCUCACAGGAGCUGCCUGCAGCAGCACCACCACCAGCUCCUGCUCAGCCAGCGCCAACAGAGGCACCUCUAUAUCCCACCCCCUACCCAGCCCCCUCGCCGUCUCCCGAGCCCACUGCCCAAGUGAAUGUCGAAACGGCACGCGCCAGCGGCGGUUUGAUCGGUCAGAGUGAUGUCUACAUAGCGCGCAAUCAGCGUCAGUGCUUCGAAACGCGAAAUCUGAUGUCCUGCAUCAAGUACAAGGCAUCCAAGCUCAUCUGGAAGCUGGCCACCAACGGCAUGGGCUUCUUCCCCAACGAGCACGAGCGGGUGCUGGGCGAACAGCAGCCGCGCUUUCUGCGCCUGGUGCAGCUCGGCGAACCAGCCGACGACAUUGUGGUCUUCAACGACGCCAAGAGCCUGGCAGGCGACAGUGAGCUGUUGAACAUUUUCAAGUUCCUUAAACGGGCCGUCGAGACGUUCGGACGGAAUCACGCAGUGCAGCUGGCGCUGCCGAAAGGCACAUCCGCCCGGGUAAUGGAUGAGAGUGACCCACGUGGUGCUCGCAAGAAGAAGAAGUGGCUGAUCCUGCUGCCGCUGAUCAUCCUGAUGAAAAUCGCUCACCUGAAGAUGACCUUGGUCACGUUGCUGCUCGGCGUGCUGGGCAUGAACGUGCUGCUGGUGGGCGGCACGGGCUGGCUGAUUCACUAUCUGAAGUACAAGACGCUGUGCAAGAUUCAUCCGCAUCUGGUGCAGAGCCACUCGCACGUCUACGACUCCGAUCCGGCGGAAUACUCACAGUUCCUGGGCAGCAGCUUCUCCAACAGCUACAGUCCGUCCAGUGCGCACGACGUCAAUGCCAACGGCUACAGCAAGGACUGGUCCAGGACGAGCAAUCCCUAUCAUGGCUACAACUAUUUGGACACGAUUAGCAAGCGAUUACAGUGAGGUCCCUGGCGUGUGAACGAUUCGUGCCAGGCGUGCGCCCGCCCCUAGCAAAAUUGUCAUCGCCGUCGUCGUCGUCGUCGUCGCUGAUAUUGUUUUAACUUAAUAAACGUUAAUUUACAUAAGUAA